Propithecus coquereli (Coquerel's sifaka) is the source of this 1779-nucleotide messenger RNA. Its product is annotated as natural resistance-associated macrophage protein 2-like. The transcript has 17 exons. The record is from RefSeq and is a predicted model, not a curated record. Gene Ontology annotation, biological process: metal ion transport. Gene Ontology annotation, molecular function: iron ion transmembrane transporter activity; manganese ion transmembrane transporter activity; cadmium ion transmembrane transporter activity. The annotation marks the transcript as partial. Lineage: Eukaryota; Metazoa; Chordata; Mammalia; Primates; Indriidae. Gene Ontology annotation, cellular component: plasma membrane.
CCACAGUCCACCAAGCACUCAGAGGAGCCCUUUGCCACCUACUUUGAUGAGAAGGUCUCCAUUCCUGAGGAAGAGUAUUCUUGUUUUAGCUUUCGUAAACUCUGGGCUUUCACGGGACCAGGCUUUCUUAUGAGCAUUGGUUUCCUGGAUCCGGGAAACAUUGAAGCCGAUUUGCAGUCUGGAGCAGUGGCAGGAUUUCAGUUGCUCUGGGUCCUGCUGUUGGCCACCAUCGUGGGGCUGCUGCUCCAGCGGCUCGCAGUUAGACUGGGAGUGGUGACUGGGCUGCAUCUUGCUGAAGUGUGUCACCAUCGGUAUCCCAAGGUCCCACGAAUCAUCCUGUGGCUGAUGGUGGAGUUGGCUAUUAUUGGCUCAGACAUGCAAGAAGUCAUUGGCUCAGCCAUUGCCAUCAAUCUUCUGUCUUUAGGAAGGAUUCCUCUGUGGGGUGGAGUCCUCAUCACCAUUGCAGAUACCUUUGUGUUUCUCUUUUUGGACAAGUAUGGCUUGCGGAAGCUAGAAGCAUUUUUUGGCUUUCUCAUCACCGUUAUGGCCCUCACUUUUGGAUAUGAGUAUGUUACAGUGAAACCCAGCCAGAGCCAGGUACUCAAGGGCAUGUUCGUGCCAUCCUGUUCAGGCUGUCACACCCCACAGAUUGAGCAGGCCGUGGGCAUCGUGGGAGCUGUCAUCAUGCCACACAACGUGUACCUGCAUUCUGCCCUAGUCAAGUCUAGACAGGUAAACCGGAAUAAUAAACAGGAAGUUCGAGAAGCCAAUAAGUACUUUUUCAUUGAAUCCUGCAUUGCUGUCUUUGUUUCCUUGAUCAUCAACGUCUUUGUUAUGUCAGUGUUUGCUGAAGCAUUUUUUGAGAAAACCAACAAGCAGGUGGUUGAAGUCUGUAAAAAUAGCAGCAGUCCCCAUGCUGGCCUCUUUCCUAAUGAUAACUUCACACUGGCUGUGGACAUCUACAAAGGGGGUAUUGUGCUGGGAUGUUACUUUGGGCCUGCUGCACUCUACAUCUGGGCAGUGGGGAUCCUGGCUGCAGGACAGAGCUCCACCAUGACAGGAACCUACUCUGGCCAGUUUGUCAUGGAGACGUUAAUCCUGCUCUAUAUUUUCGUCCAGGGAUUCCUGAACCUAAAAUGGUCACGCUUUGCCCGAGUGAUUCUGACCCGCUCUAUUGCCAUCAUUCCCACUCUGCUUGUUGCUGUCUUCCAAGAUGUGGAGCAUCUAACAGGGAUGAAUGAUUUCCUGAACGUUCUGCAGAGCUUACAGCUUCCCUUUGCUCUUAUACCCAUCCUCACGUUUACAAGCUUACGGCCAGUAAUGAGUGACUUUGCCAAUGGAAUAGGCUGGAGGAUUGCAGGCGGGAUCAUGGUCCUUAUCGUCUGUUCCAUCAACAUGUAUUUUGUAGUGAUUUAUGUCCAGGAACUAGGUCAUGUGGCAUUAUACGUGGUGGCUACUGUGGUCAGUGUGGCUUAUCUGAGCUUUGUGUUCUACUUGGGUUGGCAAUGCUUGAUUGCACUGGGCAUGUCCUUCCUGGACUGUGGGCACACGGAGCAUCACAUUAUCCUGGAAAAGGCUCUAGAAGAAGCUGACCAAGUACAUACAGAAGACCCAAAUAACCAGGAGAGAGCUCGAGCUAAUCUGGCCAUCCCUAUGCAUGACCCCACUGGGACUCAAACAACGGAAAUGAAGGCUCCAGUUUCUAACAAAAGUGCCCCUUCAUUGCACCGAGUCCUGAGUUUGGCUGGCUCUGCUAUCUGCCUGUGGUUCACUGAUUGA